UAUGCGAGUAAAUAUAGUCAUAAACUUAGCAAUUCGAUCAGGUAGUGAAAAUAAGCUAUCCAGAUAUCGUAGCUAAGAAAACCUUAGAGGCCAACUUCAUGGAUUCAAAAAUCUUACUAGGUGCUACCUGCCUCUUGUUCAUUUUAGCAGGGUUUAAUUGUGAUGUAAAAAACUAUGCAGCAAAGGCUGAUAUCCAGAAGGUGGAUAUCGGUAGCAUAGCGAAAAGAUGGAGGAAUCUGAGUGGUGAGUACGACUGGGAUGGUCUUUUGGAUCCUCUUGACGUUGAUCUCCGUAGCUACAUUAUUCACUAUGGUGAUAGGAUUCAAGCUAUCCUCGACUCCUUCAUCUCCGACAAACGCUCUAGGAACAUUGGGCUCCCUCGCUACAUAAAGAAACAUUUUUUCAGUAAGGUGGGAUUGGUGAAUGGAAAUCCAUAUGAUUAUGAAGUGGUAAGAUAUUUGUAUGCUUCAACUCUCGACAGUAGAUCACCUCAAUACCCUGUCCCUCCUGAAAACGUGGCCGGGUACUCAAACUGGGUAGGUUACGUCGCUGUAAGCACAGAUUAUGGGUCAGUGGCCUUAGGGAGGAGGGAUAUUGUCAUUGCCAUUAGAGGAACAACGAAGGACGAAGAAUGGUAUCUCAAAUACCUUCUUGAACUUGUUCCAGCUUCUGAUAUAUUUGGAACUGAAUAUAAUCCUAAGUUGCAAAAAGGUCGGUACGUGUACUACGUUACAGCUGAUCCAGGGUCAGCCUUCAACAGUAUCAGUUUCAGAGACCAGGUUUUAAGUACUGUUAGAGAGUUGGUGGACAAAUACAGGGAUGAGGAAGUUAGCAUUACAGUGACGGGCCACAGCAUGGGUGGUGCAUUUGUGACUAUAAUCGCUUCUGAUAUUGCAUAUAAUGGAUACAACAAGCCUACAAACCAAACAAACAUAGCUUUCCCAGUGACCGGAUUUGCAAUCGCCAAUUCCCCUGUUGGAGAUGAAGGGUUUGUCAAAGUGUACAAUACCAUUGAAAAUCUUCACAUUUUGCGAAUAGCAAACUUAAACGACUCAAACCCAGAUUUUCCAAACAGUACAUAUGGCUAUUACCAUGUGGGAACUAAGUUGGUCAUCGAUUCUUUGCAAUCACCUUACUUGAAGGAUGCAAUCAACACUGUGCAUCAGCUUCAGGUUUACUUGCAUACGAUAGCUGGAACACAAGGGUCAGCCGGAGGAUUCAAAUUGGAAGUGGAUCGUGAUCUUGUACUACUAAACAAAGCGUUGGAUGCCGUAAAGGAUUCAUAUAAUAUCACUGCUAGGUGGUGGGGUGAGAAAAACAAGAAUUUUGUUCAAUUGGAUAAUGGAACUUGGGUGGUGGACAUAGAUCGAGAGAUUGACGAAUAUGAGCCCUUGUCGUCCAUCGUCACCGGAAAGAUGGGUCUGUGUUCCAUGUAAUAAAAGCUAGCUAGCUAGCCUGUGGUUGUGAACAAUAAGUUUAUGGUAGUGAAAAUAAGCACCUUUGAGAUUUAGGGUUGGCUAGCUAUCUCUCUUUUGAGAAGCGGCCUUUCCUUCUAGAUGUGCAAAGUUGUUCAGUUGCCCUUUUAGGGAUUGCUAGUUGGUCGGUUUGUGUUCCCUUUGUUUUUGUGUACGUCAUUUGUGUCAAUAAAAUUAUCUCUUUUCAAAAA
Molecule: messenger RNA, 1666 nt
Organism: Ziziphus jujuba (common jujube)
Lineage: Eukaryota; Viridiplantae; Streptophyta; Magnoliopsida; Rosales; Rhamnaceae
Product: phospholipase A1-II 1
Exons: 3
Coding region: 99-1436 (445 amino acids)
Biological process (GO): lipid metabolic process
Molecular function (GO): glycerophospholipid phospholipase A1 activity
Source: RefSeq, a predicted model, not a curated record